Acytostelium subglobosum LB1 is the source of this 648-nucleotide messenger RNA. RefSeq lists its product as hypothetical. The record is from RefSeq and is a predicted model, not a curated record. Gene Ontology annotation, biological process: endoplasmic reticulum to Golgi vesicle-mediated transport; vesicle fusion with Golgi apparatus. The transcript is spliced from 4 exons. The annotation marks the transcript as partial. NCBI's taxonomy places the organism in Eukaryota, Evosea, Eumycetozoa, Acytosteliales, Acytosteliaceae. Gene Ontology annotation, cellular component: trans-Golgi network.
AUGACAAGCUCAAAUCAAGGAAUGGAGUUCUUCCCAAACACAUACUCUUAUGAUAAUUCAACAGAUAUGAGCCAGGCAUUCGGUGGUCAGAUGUCAGGUUCAAUGAGCAGAGCGACACCAGGUGUUGACUCAUUCGAGGAUGAAUUGCCACUGCUUGAAGAGUUGGGAAUCAACUUUGAUCACAUCAAGAAGAAGACAUUGUCAGUAUUGAACCCAUUCAGAAAGAUCGAUGCACAUACAAUGGAUGACACUGACCUUGGAGGUCCCAUCUUCUUUGGUCUAGUACUUGGUUUCUCAUCAUUGAUGGGUGGAAAGAUACAGUUUGGAUAUAUAUAUGGACUUGGAUUGAUUGGAUGUGUAUCAAUGUACACAGUUCUCAAUCUCAUGAGUGAGCAUGGUAUCGACAUGUAUAGAGUGAUCAGUGUUCUUGGAUAUUGUCUGUUGCCAAUCGUCACUCUAUCAUUCGUAUCACUUUCAAUCAACAUCAAUGGAAUGAUUGGUUACUUGUUGAUAUUAGUUGCGAUACUUUGGAGCACAUACUCUGCAUCAAAGAUGUUUGUCAAGACACUGACGAUGGUCGAUCAGAGGAUAUUAGUAGCAUAUCCAGUUGGGCUUCUCUACACAGGAUUUGCACUUAUCACAGCGUUC